Molecule: messenger RNA, 2988 nt
Organism: Euleptes europaea (tarantolino)
Lineage: Eukaryota; Metazoa; Chordata; Lepidosauria; Squamata; Sphaerodactylidae
Gene: GARNL3
Product: GTPase activating Rap/RanGAP domain like 3
Exons: 28
Coding region: 31-2973 (980 amino acids)
Biological process (GO): activation of GTPase activity; regulation of small GTPase mediated signal transduction
Cellular component (GO): cytoplasm
Molecular function (GO): GTPase activator activity
Source: RefSeq, a predicted model, not a curated record
GCUUGAGGGGCCAGUUAGCUAUGUCUACUGAUGAAGCACUUCUAUUCCAGCUCUGUCUCCGAGGACCUGGGCUGUAGACGGGGAGAAUUCAGCCGAAAACAUUAUGGAUCGGUAGAGCUGCUCAUUUCCAGUGACGCUGAUGGAGCUAUCCAAAGAGCUGGCCGGUUCCGUGUGGAAAACGGCUCCAUUGAUGAGAAUGCAGACUAUGCCCCUGGUACGUGGCGCAGAACAGAUGUGCACUUGGAAAACCCAGAAUAUCACACCAGAUGGUACUUCAAGUAUUUUCUAGGAAAAGUGCAUCAGAACUAUGUAGGCGCAGACGCAGAGAAGAAUCCUUUCUUUCUAUCUGUCGUGCUGUCUGACCAGAACAAUCAGCGUGUUCCUCAAUACCGUGCAAUCCUCUGGAGAAAAACAGGUACUCAGAAAAUAUGCCUCCCUUACAGUCCUACAAAAACUCUAUCUGUGAAAUCUAUUUUAAGUGCCAUGAAUCUCGACAAAUUUGAAAAAGGCCCUAGAGAAAUUCUUCACCCUGAAAUUCAGAAGGAUUUAUUGGUUCUGGAAGAGCAAGAGGGCUCAGUCAAUUUUAAGUUUGGAGUUCUUUAUGCCAAAGACGGACAGCUAACAGAUGAUGAAAUGUUCAGCAAUGAAACAGGAAGUGAAAGCUUUGAGAGGCUAUUAAGCCUCUUGGGCGACAACAUUACACUGAAGGGCUGGACUGGCUACAGAGGCGGACUGGACACCAAAAAUGACACCACAGGAAUCUAUUCCGUCUACACGGUCUACCAAGGGCACGAGAUAAUGUUCCACGUUUCGACCAUGCUUCCAUAUUCUAAAGAGAACAAACAGCAAGUGGAAAGGAAACGGCACAUUGGGAAUGACAUCGUUACCAUCGUGUUCCAGGAAGGGGAAGAGUCUUCUCCAGCCUUUAAGCCAUCCAUGAUCCGCUCCCACUUUACACAUAUUUUUGCCUUAGUGAGAUAUAAUAAGCAAAAUGAUAGUUACAGGCUGAAAAUCUUUUCAGAAGAAAGUGUGCCUCUCUUUGGGCCUCCCCUUCCAUCCCCACCACUGUUUACGGACCACCAGGAGUUCAGGGACUUCCUGCUGGUGAAAUUGAUAAACGGGGAGAAGGCCACUUUGGAAACCCCAACAUUCGCUCAGAAACGGCAGCGCACUUUGGACAUGUUGAUCCGCUCCUUGUACCAGGACCUCAUGCCUGAUAUGACCAAGAACAUGCUUAACAGGAGGUCCUUCAGCGACGUCUUACCCGAAUCCCCCAAAUCGGCUAGGAAGAAAGAAGAAGCCCGUCAAGCUGAAUUUGUUCGUCUUGGCCAGGCUCUUAAACUCAAAACCAUUGUGAAAGGCGAUGCCCCGGCAAUUCUCGCCACCACAAGCCUCUGCAAGAAGGAGCCCUGGGAAUCUCAGUGCUUCUGCAGCAAUUUCCCUCAUGACGUCAUGUGCGCCGAUUCAUGGGGCCAGUCAUUGCUCAUCUCUACAGACGUUGGGGUCCUGCUUAUGGACGAUGGCCAGCCUUCCAUCCUCGUAUUUGAUAAAACUCUGCAAGUCAAACAGAUGCACGUAUUGGAAACUCUGGACCUACUGAUUACUAGAGCAGACAAAGGGAAGGACUCCCGCCUCCUCGUCUUCCGGCUGAGUGCCGUACGGAAAGACAUAGAAGCGAGACAGGCCAAGAGCAAAUGUGACUGCCGGGAGAACAAGCUUGAGAAAACAAAAGGCUGCCACGUAUAUGCCAUCAACACCCACCACAGCAACGAACUGCGGAUAGUCGCUGCCAUUCGGAAUAAGCUACUCCUCAUCACCAAGAAGUACAAGCAGUGGGAGAACCCCAACAGUGCUCCGUUGACGUCUCCUCAGUCGGACUCUCCUGUUGAGGAAUUCCAGUACAUCAGGGAGAUCUGCUUGUCGGACUCUCCGGUUGUCAUGACCCUGGUGGACGGGCCCACGGGAGAAAACGACAACCUGAUUUGCGUCGCCUACCGGCACCAGUUUGACUUGAUCAACGAGAGCACGGGCGAGUCCUACAGGCUGCAUCACGUUGAAACGAGCAGGGUUAAUUUUGUUGCAGCUAUUGAUGUGUACGAAGAUGGGGAAGCUGGCCUCCUCUUGUGUUACAACUACGUCUGCUACUACCGAAAAGUGUGCCCCUUCAACGGGGGUUCGCCUCUGGUCCAGCCCUCAGCAUCUGACUUCCAUUUCAGCUGGAACCAGGUUCCCUAUGCUAUUGUUUGCGCUUUCCCUUACAUCUUGGCCUUCACGACCGACUCCAUCGAGAUCCGGCUAGUGGUGAAUGGGAACCUUGUCCACACGGCCGUGGUCCCUGCACUGCAGCUGGUGGCAUCAAGGUCAGAUAUCUAUUUUAAAGCUGCAACGGCAGUGAGCGAACCGUCCAACAGCAGUUCCAAGGAGACCAGUUCGCCCAGUUCCCCGCAGACGCCCUCAAUUCAUGAGAUCCCGGUUUUCUCUCCUUCCGCAGCAGAAGGUGAAGUCCUGUGCAAAAACAUUUACAAAAUUCCUCUCAGCAACCUGGUUGGCAGGAGUAUUGAACGCCCACUGAAGUCCCCCCUCGUCCCAAAAGUCAUCACCACCCCAACAUCAGGCGGCAUGGCCUCCAUUCCCACCGUUCCUUCCUUGUCGUUGCCACGCAUGGAAAUCAAAGAGAUUGCAUGCAGGACUCGCAAAGAAUUACUGGGCCUCUUAGAUGAGCCUGCCCCCAAGUCGGAAGGUGGGCAGAAGCAAAAGAAGGCUGCUCCAAAAUUGACAGACCCCAAGCAGGGAACGCUCCGGUCGACUAGCAGCGAUAGGCUGGUUCCCAGCUCUUCUGAAAGCACUUCUGAGGAGCGCCACUUCUCCACCAGUUCGGACCCCGACACCACCACACAGGAAGAGAGCCCCCCCUCCGGUGGCACCCUCCUUCUUGGAGCCUCCUUUGACGAAGACACCAUUGACUUGAAAUGAAGGCGGUCUGGACAC